GUCCGCAGGCGCCGUCGCGGCCCCGGAAGGCGACGCCGAGGCGGAAUGCCGUGCCGUGCGCUGCCCCCAUUGUGCCUGCUUCCCCCCGUGCCGUGGUGGAGGACGCUGCGGCGGCGCCGAGGGAGGAGGAGGAGGCGCCCGGGCAGAAAGGCGUGACCGCGGAACACGUGCUGCAGGUGCUGGAGGAGGCCCUGGGCGACCAUGCGGAGUGCGAGGGGCUGAAGCAGCUGCUUGGGGGUGACGUUGAGGCCUUCCUGCUUGUGCGGGUCCUCCUGCUGACGCGUGGCAAUGACAGAAACGCAUUUGAGAAUGGCAUCUUUAAGCUGCUGCUGUCGUUGAAGCCACAGAUUUCAGUGGAGCGGGUUAUCUUGUGGAUGUCGGGGCGUGACCGCACCGCGUAG
Molecule: messenger RNA, 401 nt
Organism: Trypanosoma cruzi
Lineage: Eukaryota; Euglenozoa; Kinetoplastea; Trypanosomatida; Trypanosomatidae
Product: protein kinase, putative
Exons: 1
Source: RefSeq, a predicted model, not a curated record